UUUUGUUUUCGUGAACGCCUUUUCUCACGUUUAGAUCUAAUUUUUUAUUUAGAAAAAUUAAAUAAAUAAACCGACCAGUUAGUUAGUAUAAAAUAAAUAAUUUUUGAGCAAAAUAAUUCAAUUAGUAACAUAUAUUAAUAAAUAUAAGUGUCAGUGAAAUUUUUUAAAAAUGGCGGUCGCCGUCGGGGUUGACCAGCAUGAGAAAUUAAUUGAAAUUCGAAGAAAGGAACGAGAAAAAAUAGGACUAGGGCGCUACAAUGUAUCUUGGGAAAGGAGCCCUGAACGGCCUGACCUUGACACCGAUUCAGAAACACCCAUGGAAAAAAAUAACAGAAUAAUUAUGGGUGAUAAAAGUCACCACACCUCAAACCAACGCCACCACAAAAAGAACAAAACAGAGAAGAAGAAGAAAAAGCACAAGAAGCAUAAGAAACAUAAAAAACAUAAGAAGUGUGGAAAAAGCAGUGACUCCGAUGAUGUUAUGAUCCAAAAUGGCAUUAAAAAAGAAAUUAAUGGUGAUGAUGAUGAAGACGACGAUGAGGAGGAGGACGACGAUGGAGAUGGUGACUUCGUUUGGGUUGAGAAAAAAAAACCAAAGUUGAACAAUGAAACAGAAGUGGUUGGGCCAGAACCUGAAAACGUUAUUGAAGCUGGUGGUCUCACUAGGAUGGAUUUCGGCAAAGCCCUGUUACCCGGUGAAGGUGCAGCCAUGGCAGCCUACAUCGCGGAGGGCAAGCGGAUACCAAGGAGAGGUGAAAUCGGGCUGACUUCCAACGAGAUCCAAGAGUUUGAAGAUGUGGGCUACGUCAUGAGUGGCAGUCGUCAUCGGAGGAUGGAAGCUGUGCGUCUGAGGAAGGAGAACCAGAUCUACAGUGCGGACGAGAAACGGGCCCUGGCGAAAUUCAACCACGAGGAGAGGAUGAAGAAGGAGGGGCACAUUCUGACUCAGUUUAAGCAACUCAUUAAGAAAACAACCACAAGAAAUAUGGAUUUCAACAGUACUUGAUGAUUCAGUUGGCUGGCUGGAUGAUUGGUUGAUUGAUUGAUUGAUUGACUGAAUGAUUGACUGGCUGGUUGAUUGACUGACUGGUUGAUUGACUGAUUGUUCUGUAUGGACGCUCAUUUGUGUUAAUAAUCUGUGAGAUAUUAGUUGCGCUUUUAAUUACUGUUUACUUUAAUUUCAUUUGAAAAAAAUGUCUAAUCGCGGGAAGAUACCAUGGCCCUCAAUUCACACGUACUCAUUGAAUACGCUUACUCGGUUUUUAUUUCUUCGGUCGUCAAUACUUGAAAUUGAAAUCUUAUAUACAAUGCCAUACCUUAUAAUCUAUCGAUGUCUUGUUGCGGUUGCGUUUGACCGCAACAGUCUCUUUUCAAGUACUACCAUCUUGAAAUUAUUUUAGCCUCGAAUCUCAGAUAAACGCCAUUUAACAGCCAUCGGUAAUUCGUUAGAAAUUAUGAAAUAUUUUUGACGAGCUGACACAGCAGCUGGCUUAAUGUGCUAGCAUGCUUCAGUAAGAAUUGUGGAAUCCUGAUACUAAUGAAUCACUGUCCUGUUAUAUUUCAGGCAAUAACAGCACACUCCUUCUUUUAUUCGAAGAGUAAUUUCGAAGAUUUUUUUAUCAUUUAUUAAAGUUGAGUUGGACUAAUCAAGGUUUGUAAAAUUUGAUUCUACCUAUAUACCUACUUUGAAUACCAUAUUACUCAGCAGAGCUUAUGUUUAAUCACAAUUUAAACAUGUAAUUUGGCGCUACAAAACCAUGCAGAUUUCAUUGAAAUAAUGAGAAUAUUAAGUGCCAUACUACUUAUUUGUCUUUGCAUGAGUGUCAUUUGCAUACCUUAGAAAACCCGACUUUCUGUUUCACAACUGCUUGGGCACUGAUCAUUCGAACUGCAGCAAACAAGCAUGAAUACAGGUGAGUAAUUUUAUGAUUUUGAUCGUAUGUGCCUCAAUUUUUUAAACAUAUUUCAUGUGAUUUUAACAUAAUAAUAAUGUUAAGUAGUUUA
This is a messenger RNA of Helobdella robusta, 2004 nucleotides long. RefSeq lists its product as hypothetical. Bases 170 to 1006 code for a protein of 278 amino acids. Lineage: Eukaryota; Metazoa; Annelida; Clitellata; Rhynchobdellida; Glossiphoniidae. The record is from RefSeq and is a predicted model, not a curated record. Gene Ontology annotation, cellular component: nucleus. Gene Ontology annotation, biological process: regulation of gene expression. The transcript is spliced from 7 exons. Gene Ontology annotation, molecular function: chromatin binding.